This is a messenger RNA of Esox lucius (northern pike), 11175 nucleotides long. Its product is annotated as LIM zinc-binding domain-containing Nebulette. The record is from RefSeq and is a predicted model, not a curated record. The coding region runs from base 394 to 9441 and encodes 3015 amino acids. Lineage: Eukaryota; Metazoa; Chordata; Actinopteri; Esociformes; Esocidae. The transcript has 80 exons. Gene Ontology annotation, cellular component: focal adhesion; Z disc. Gene Ontology annotation, biological process: cardiac muscle thin filament assembly. Gene Ontology annotation, molecular function: actin filament binding.
AGUGAGGUUUUUUGUGAGACCACAUCAAAGCUUAAGGAGUAUGUUGACUUUUUGGACUUGUGCUUGUUAUCUCAACAAAUAGAUUUCGGAUGGGGACAUUCUUUCCAGUGUGCGACACCUUUUCUGAAACUCCUCGCCUGCCCAUCUCUGGCCCUCUGAAUCACAUACAUGGCAUCACCAACGAUAACACGGCAAGUGGGGUCUAUAUUUGGAAAGCGGGACAGAUAAGGGGUACCGAGUAUAGGCAUCAGGAAGAGUUGAGCCAGAAAACAAAAGGCAUCCAGAACAGGGUUUCAACACUCUUAGGCUGGUCAUAUUCCAUUACCAUGCAAAACAUAUCUUUUACGUGUUUUACUUUACUUGCCUGACUGGAAAGUCACAUACCUGGACAAAAUGUCAAUGGAAAUGGUCACCUCGAUGGAAGAAAUAUCAACGGAAAGGGUCUCCUUGAUGGAAGAAACAUCAGAGAGAACAGUCACCUCGAUGGAAGAAACGUCUGAGAAAACUGCCUCUACGACAGAAGAAACAUCUGAGAAAAUGGUCACCUCGAUGGAAGAAAUAUCGACGGAAAGGGUCACCUUGAUGGAUGGAACAUUGGAAAAAACAGUCUCCUUGAUGGAAGAAACGUCUGAGAAAAUGGUCAACUUGAUGGGAGAAGCGUCAGAGAGAACAGUUAGCCCGACAGAAGUGGUGUCAGGCAAAAUGCAUUCUGGGGAAACCGAGGCGGUCGAACGUAGCACAGGAAGAGUCACUUGGAUGGAAGGAACGUCGGAGGAACCGGUACCUGGAGAAGCAACCGUCACCAACUGUGGCACAGGAGGAGAAACCGAGGAGUCGGCUGCUGAGCUGAAUUCGCACAUACCCAGUUUGGAAGUUGCCAGGAGGUGCAGUGUUCUGGCGAGCGACGCGUCUGCUGCUAAGCCUGUUCUCCCGGAACCCGGCUUCGCCAGGAGGUGCAGCGUUCUGGCAAGCAACGUGAAGUACAAGGAGGACUAUGAGAAAUCCAAAGCUCACAACCUCUAUGUUCCUGAUGCUGAUUUUCAACAUGCUAAAAACGUCAGCUCCUUCAUUUCAGAGACAAAGUACAAGGAGGAGGGGAAGUUGGAAACGUCCAUGUCUCUUCACUCAGUGCUUCCAGAAACAAUGGCCACCCAGCAUGCCAGAGAAGCCUCUGAGCUACAGAGUGAGGUCAGGUAUCGAGAGAAUGCAAAGGCAGAGAGAUCCACUUCCUUCUACUCACUGCUCCCAGAGACCCUAGAGACUCAGUUGGCGAAAGAGCAUACAGAUAUGCUGAGUGAGAGAAUGUACAGGGAGGAGGGGAAAAGGGAGAUUUCCAACAGCCUGUAUUCGUCAAUUCAAGACACCCCUGAGAUGCAGCUCUCUAAAACAGUCAAGGAGUUCCAGAGUGAGACCAAGUACCGUGAGGCUGGGAAGAGGAGGCUCUCUACCUCUGCGUACUGCCUGCUCCCGGAGACCAUAGAGAUUCAGCAUGCUAAAGAGGCCUCCCAGCUACAGAGUGAGAUAAAAUACAAAGAAGAAAGCAAAGGUCCUCAGUCAUCACUCUACUCCCAACUUACAUGGACCCCAGAGAUGCAGUUUGCCAAAAACACGAGUGAAAUGCUGAGCGAGAACAAAUACAAGGAUAGUGGCAGAAGGGACACCUCCAGUUCCAUUUAUUCUCAUCUCCAGGAGACCAGUGAAACCCAGUUCGCUAAAGCCAUGUCAGAACUUCAGAGUGAGACGAAGUACAAAGAAGCGGGAAAGAAGGGAGCCUCUAGUUCUCUCUAUUCCACCUUACCAGAGACUUUGGACACAGUUCAUGCCAAAGACGUUGCCCAGAUCCUUAGCGAGAUAAAGUAUAAAGAAGAUCGGAAAGAGAACUCCUCCAGCCUUUAUUCUCUGCUCCCGGAGACGCCAGAGACUCAGUUUGCAAAAGAGGUCUCAGAUUUCCAGAGUGAGCACAAGUAUAAAGAAGAGGGAAAGCAGACAAUUUCGAAAAGCCUCUACUCUCUGCUACCUGAGACCACAGAUAUCCAGUUGGCCAAGCAGAUGUCUGAAAUACUGAGCGAGACCAAGUACAAGGAAGCAGGCAAAAAGCAGGUGUCUACAUCAUUGUACUCUUUGCUACCAGAGACCAAGGACAUCCAGCAUGCCAAGGAAGCAUCACAGUUACAGAGUGAGAUCAAAUACAAGGAGUGUGGAAAGAAGGACAUUUCAGCAUCCCUGUACUCUGUACUCCCAGAAACCACAGACAUCCAGUUUGCCAGAGAAAUGACGGAAAUGCAGAGCGAGAAUAAAUACAAAGAAGAAGGAAAAAGGCGUAUCUCCACGUGUGUUUACUCUCAGCUACCAGAAACCCCCGAGACUCAGUUUGUCAAAGCCGUAUCUGAACUCCAGAGUGAGAUGAAAUACAAAGAAAGUGGAAAGAAGCAAGUAUCCAGCUCUCUCUACUCCACUUUACCAGAAACACUGGAGACCCAGCAUGCCAAAGAGGCAUCUCUGCUUCAGAGUGAGCUGAAGUACAAGGAAGGACUGAAAAAGAACUUGUCCUCCAGUGUUUAUUCUACUCUGCCCGAAACUAUUGAUACUCUUUUUGCAAAACGACAGUCAGCUAUGCGGAGCCAGGUCAAGUAUAAAGAAGAUACUAAGGAGAACUCCUUCAACCUCUACUCUUUACUGCCUGAGACAACAGAAACACAGUUUGCAAAGCAGAUGUCAGACAUGCAGAGUGAGACAAAAUACAAGGAAUCAGGCAAAAAAGAGAUAUCUACAUCUCUCUACUCCACCUUACCAGAGACUUUGGAGACCCAACACGCCAAAGAGGCUUCGCAGCUACAGAGUGAGCUCAAGUACAAAGAUGAGAAAGUCUCCUCUGGUUCAGCCUACUCUCAGCUUCCUGAGACGAUGGAGACAGUGAGAGCUCGGGAGCUCACGGAGUUGCAGAGCGAGAUCAAAUAUAAAGAGAGGGACAAAAAGAACAUCUCAACAUCCCUGUACUCCUUACUCCCAGAGACCACAGAGAUCCACUUGGCUAGAGAAAUGACAGAGCUACAGAGCAAGAAUAAAUACAAAGAAGAAGGAAAAAGGGGUAUCUCCACAUGUGUCUACUCUCAGCUAUCAGAAACCCCUGAGACUCAGUUUGUGAAAGCCGUAUCUGAACUCCAGAGUGAGUUAAAGUACAAAGGUGCCGGGAAGAAAGAACGUUCCACUUCUCUCUACGCCACCUUACCAGAGACACUGGAGACCCAACACGCCAAGGAGGCUUCCCAGCUACAGAGUGAGCUGAAGUACAAGGCAGGACUGAAAAAGAGCUUGUCUUCCAAUGUUUAUUCUACGCUGCACGAAACUAUUGAUACUCAUUUUGCAAAACAACAGUCAGCUAUGCAGAGCGAGAACAAGUAUAAAGAAGAUACUAAGGAGAACUCCUUCAACCUCUACUCUCUACUGCCAGAGACAGCAGAAACACAGUUUGCAAAGCAGAUGUCAGACAUGCAGAGUGAGGCAAAAUACAAAAUAUCAGGCAAAAAAGAGGCCUCUACAUCUCUCUACUCCACCUUACCAGAGACACUGGAGACCCAGCACGCCAAAGAGGCUUCCCAGCUACAGAGUGAGCUCAAGUACAAAGAUGAGAAAGUCUCCUCUGGUUCAGCCUACUCACAGCUUCCUGAGACGAUGGAGACAGUGAGAGCUCGGGAGCUCACGGAGUUGCAGAGCGAGAUCAAAUACAAAGAGAGGGGCAAGAAGGACAUCUCAGCAUCCCUGUACACCUUACUCCCAGAGACCAGAGAGAUCCAGUUUGCCAGAGAAAUGUCAGAGCUACAGAGCCAGAAUAAAUACAAAAAAGAAGGAAAAAGGGGUAUCUCGACGUGUGUUUACUCUCAGCUACCCGAAACCCCAGAGACUCAGUUUGUGAAAGCCGUAUCUGAACUCCAGAGUGAGACGAAGUACAAAGAAACAGGGAAAAAAGAACUGUCCACUUCUCUCUACUCCACCUUACCAGAGACUAUGGAGACACAACACGCCAAAGAGGCUUCCCAGGUGCAGAGUGAGUUGAUGUACAAGAAAGGCCUGAAAAUGGACACCUCCCUCAGUCUCUAUUCUACCCUGCCAGAAACAAUUGAAACUAAUUUUGCGAAACGACAGUCAGCGAUGCAGAGCGAGAACAAGUAUAAAGAAGAUACUAAGGAGAACUCCUUCAACCUCUACUCUCUACUGCCAGAAACAACAGAAACACAGUUUGCAAAGCAAAUGUCUGAACUGCAGAGUGAGACAAAGUACAAAGAAGCAGGGAAGAAAGAGAAUUCUACAUCUCUCUAUGCCACCUUACCAGAAACACUGGAGACCCAGCACGCCAAGGAGGCUUCCCAGCUACAGAGUGAGCUCAAGUACAAAGAUGAGAAAGUGUCCUCUGGUUCGGCUUACUCUCACCUCCCUGAGACGAUGGAGAUAGCUAGAGCUCGGGAGCUCACGGAGUUGCAGAGCGAGCUCAAGUACAAAGAGAGCGGGAAGAAGAGUAUCUCCCAAAGUGUAUAUUCUGUGCUAGCAGAUACCAUGGAGACCCAAUUUGUCAAAAAUGUGUCUGAACUGCAAAGUCAGACGAAGUACAAAAAGGCCGGAAAGAAUAAUGCAAAGACUCUCUACUCUGUGAUGCCAGAGACUCUGGAGACCCAGCAUGCCAAGCAAGUCUCCCAGCUCCAGAGCCAGCUCAAAUAUAAGGAAGAUGGGAGAAAGGAGAUGUCCAGUUCUCUUUACUCUGUCCUCCCAGAGACAGUAGAGUCUCAGUUAGCUAAAGAGAACUCUGAGAUGCUGAGUGAGAGGAGGUAUAAAAAGGGCUGCAAAAACGAGAUAUCCUCAAGCCUCUACUCGCUGCUCCCGGAAACAGCCGACACUCAGUUUGCUAAACAGAUGUCGGAACUCCAGAGUGAGGUAAAUUACAAAAAAGACACACAAGAACUGCGGGAUACUUUUUAUGCACAAUUGCCUGAAACCAUGGAGACCUUGUUUGCAAAGGAAAUGUCGCAAGAAAUAUCUCAGGCCAAGUACAAGGAGGCAGGAAAGCAACAGUUCACCAGUUCUCUCUACUCCAAGCUACCAGAGACUUUGGAGACCCAGCACGCAAAAGAGGCUUCUCAGCUACAGAGCGAGAAUAAGUAUAAAGAAGGAUGGAAGAAGGACAUUUCAACCUCCUUGUAUUCUCAACUUCCUGACACAAAAGAGAUCCAGUUUGCCAGAGCGCUUACAGAGCUCCAGAGUGAGAACAAGUACAAAGAAGACAGUAAAAAGACCCUUUCAACAAGUGUUUAUUCUCAACUAGUAGAGACCAAGGAAAUAGAGUUUGUGAAAGCUGUUUCUGAACUCCAGAGUGAGAACAAGUAUAAGGAGGAAGGAAAAAAGCAAGUAUUCAGCUCACUGUACGCCACCUUGCCAGAGACUAUGGAGACCCAACAUGCCAAAGAGGCUUCUCAGCUACAGAGUGAGCAUAAAUAUAAGGAAGGUGGCAAGAAGGACAUGUCCGGUUCUCUGUAUUCCCUGCUUCCGGAAACGACAGAGACCCGGCUAGCCAAAGAGCAUUGUGAUAUUUAUAGCCAGGUGAAAUACAAAGAGGAUGCUGUAAAGGAGCAUUGCACAAAUCUUUAUUCCUUGCUGCCAGAAACAACUGAUACAGAAUUUGCCAAACGGCAAUCAGAGUUCCUAAGUGAGCAAAAUUACAAAAGUGACACUCAGGACCUUUCCGGUUGCUUGUACGCCCUGCUGCCUGAAACCAUGGAAACUAAGUUUGCUAAAGAGAUGUCUCUAGAAAUAUCUCAGUCUAAAUACAAGGAGGCUGGGAAAAAAGAGGCCUCUACAUCUCUCUACUCCACCUUACCAGAGACACUGGAGACACAGCACGCCAAGGAGGCUUCCCAGCUACAGAGUGAGACCAAGUACAAGGAGAGUGGAAAAGUGAUCCAGUCCACCAGUUUGUACUCCCAGCUCCCACAGACUGCAGAGAUCCAGUUCGCAGCCAAAGUCUCUGACCUUCAAAGCGAGAACAAGUACAAAAAGGAUGGUAAGAAGAGGAUAUCUACUUGCCUGUACUCUCAACUACCAGAAACCAAUGAGACCCAGUUUGUGAAGGCUGUGUCAGAGCUCCAGAGUGAGACCAAAUAUAAAAAAGCAGGGAGAAAAGAGGCCUCUAGUUGCCUCUAUGCCCUGCUACCAGAGACUAUGGAGACACAGCACGCCAAAGAGGCUUCUCAGCUGCAAAGUGAGAAUAAGUACAAAGGAGGUGUGAAGAAAAAGGAAAAUGCGACAUGCCUGUACUCACAACUGCCAGAGACCACAGAGAUUGAGUUUGCUAAAACAAUGACAGAACGUCAGAGUGAGAAUAAGUACAAACAGAAAAGUAAACAGGAGGUAUCCAGUAGCAUUUUCUCCCAGCUUCCGGAGACAAAGGAAAUAGAGUUUGCCAAACAGAUUUCAGAAAUGCAGAGUGAGCAAAAGUACAAAAAAGACACCCAGGAACAUUCCAGUUGCUUUUAUGCCCAACUGCCUGAAACCAUGGAGACCCAGUUUGCUAAAGAACUGUCUCAAACUCUGAGUGAGAAUAAGUACAAAGAAGCUGGAAGAAAGGAGAUGGCCAACUCUCUCUACUCUCUUAUGCCUCAGACCAGUGAGAUACAGCAUGCGAAAGAGCUCUCCCAUCUCUACAGCGAGAAAAGCUACAAGGAAGAGGUCAGGAAGGAUUCAGGCCAUAGUCUGUACUCCCAGAUGCCCCAGACCAUCGAGACUGCAUUUGCAAAGGAAGUGGCCAGACACCAGAGUGAUAAACUGUAUAAAGAGAAGUACAACGCAGAGAAGGGCAAGUCAAGUUACAUCACCAUGGAGACCUUACCGGAAGUCUCCCACGCUAUGGAUAUAAACAAACAGCAGAGUGAAGUAAACUACCGGACAGGUAGGAAGGACCUCCACAGUUUCACCACGUUGGCCGACAGACCUGACAUCCUGAAAGCCAAACAGGCCACUGAACUGGCUAGCGAUGUGGCCUAUCGAAGGAAAACUAAGCCUGAAAUCUAUGUCGACGUCCUGGGAAGGUCUGAUAUCGAGCACGCCAAAGUGGCCUCCAAACUUGCCAGUCAGGUGCAGUACAAGGAGAAGUUUGAGAAGGAGUUCAAAGGUCAGAAGCCCCAGUACAACCCCAGCGAGUGUGUGUCCUUCAAACACACGCAGGCCGCCAAUACCCUCGCCAGCCAGGUGAAGUAUAAGACCAACCAGAACCAAGUGACAGAGGGAUCCCCAGAUCUGCCCAACCUGCUUCACCUCGAGCACGUCCUACACGCCAGCAAGCUGCAGAGCAACGUGGAGUACAAGAAGAAGUAUGAGCUGUCUAAAGGACACUACCAUGAUGCCCUGGACACAGCGGAACAGCUCCACCACAGGCAAAAUGCAGUACUGCACAGUCAGGUGAAAUACAAGGAGGAGUACGAGAGGAACAAAGGCAGGUCGCAGAUGGAGUUUGUGGACACACAGUCUUACAGGGUAUCCAAAGAGGCUCAGAAAAUACAAAGCGAGAGAGAGUACAGGAAGGAGUAUGAUGAACACAUAAGGGGCAAAGCCUUAGUGGACGCUGACCUGACCCCUGGCUACCUGACUGCCCGCCACGCCAGCAAUGUCCUGAGUGAGAAGGAGUACAGGAGGGAGGGACUGGAAGUGAAGGAGCGAGGGCUUUCGGGGCUGGGAUUGGAGGACACACCGGACCUCAUCCGGGCUAAAAACGCCAGUCAUAUCCUCAGUGAGAAAGAGUACCGCAAGGACCUGGAGAAUGAGAUCGUGGGCAAAGGCAUGGAGAUCAGUGGCGACGUGCUGGAAAUGCAGAGAGCCAAGAAAGCCACCGAGCUAACCAGCCAAGCCUCCUACAAGCAGACGGCCCAGCUGAGGGAGCAUUCGUAUGGUGCUGUGACGGACACACCAGAACUGCUGCACGCGGCCUACCUGAAGGACGUGUACAGCCAGAAGAAGUACAAGGAUGAAGCAGAGAAGAUGAGGGGUUCGUAUGGGUUCGACGGCACCGAGAUGGAGAGAGUGAAGAACAACCAGAGAAACAUCAGCUCAUGUCGCUACACAUGGGACUCAAAGCUACACAGAAGCCUGGUGUCUUCUGUCACCGACACUCCGGAAAUCAUCCUCGCUCGGGAGAACACAAAGAAAAUCAGCGAUGUGAAGUACAGAGAGGGGGUGGGGAGUGGGACGCCAGUCAUGGAGACCCUUGACAUGGAGAGGGUCCGUAGGAACCAAGAGAACAUCAGUUCGUGUCGCUACACAUGGGACUCAAAGCUACACAGAAGCCUGAUGUCUUCUGUCACAGACACUCCGGAAAUCAUCCUCGCUCGGGAGAACACAAAGAAAAUCAGCGAUGUGAAGUACAGAGAGGGGGUGGGGAGUGGGACGCCAGUCAUGGAGACCCUUGACAUGGAGAGGGUCCGUAGGAACCAAGAGAACAUCAGUUCGGUGAAGUAUAAAAAGCCUCUCCAGUCGUCCAGUGUGGGAGUAACGCCAGAGUUAGAGAGAGUCCGUCAGAAUCAGGACAACGUCAGCUCGGUAAAGUACCAGCGCGGGUUGAAGGAGCUCCAGGGGAGGUCCUGCACCGAAUUGGACACGCCCGAAAUGAGGCGUGUCAGGAAGUCCCAGAACGAUAUCUCCAUGGCAAAAUACCAUGAGGAUUUUGAGCGGACAAGGGGCCGGGGCUGCGGCCCUCUUAUGGAGGACCCGAACAUGGAGAGAAUGCGCCACCGGAACCACCAGACGAUAAGCGAGGCAGCCUACAGGGGAGUUCAUCCACAGGUGGUGGAGAUGGACAGGAGACCUGGGGGCAUCAUUGUAGAUGGCAGCUCCAUAUUGAACUCCACUCACCUGGCCCAAGACUACCUUAAGGUGUGGCGGACUGACCCGGGCUCCAUCUUUGACUUUGACCCUGUGGAGGAUAACAUUCAGUCUAAAAGUCUUCACAGGCUGUCUGAGCGCGUGAGCCACCUCCCUCGGCAGCGGUCUCAGCAGUCGUUGCCCUCACAGGCCCAGUCAGUGUGCUCACUGGCUUCAGCCUCUGACCUCUGGGAUAAAAGCCUGUCUGACUUCAGUAGCGGCUCCGCACUGCCGCCCCAGGACAGAGCUCCUGUGCUACCUGGGGCGUACCAUCAGAAUCCCCAGCAGCAGCAGGGGUACGGCUACAUGCACCAGACCAGCAUGUCCUCUGUGAGGUCCGUCCAGUCCCCCCCAUCCGUCACCAUGAAGGUGUACCGGGCUCUCUACGACUACGCAGCCCAGGACCAUGACGAGGUGUCCUUCCGCGAUGGUGACAUCAUCGUCAACGCUCAGCCCAUUGACGAGGGCUGGAUGUAUGGCACUGUGCAGAGGACGGGGAAAUCGGGCAUGCUCCCCGCCAACUACGUGGAGUGCUUCAACUAGGGGGCCGCAUCUCAAUAGUCUCAAAAUGGUUUCAUUUCCUCUGCCAUCUCCUCCGUCUUCACCGACCUGAGGAAAACAAACGAUUGGAUAGGUGGAAGGAACUGGAUGGAAUGAAUGCCUACGGGGGAAAUAGGACUUCCACCUGUCCAGUUUAUUUUCAUGUCGGUACAGUUAAAGGAGAGGAGAAAAGGAGACCACUGUAGAUUAUUGAGAUGGACCCGAGGGCAGGCCUUUAUGGUACAGUAGGGUCCUCUCCCCAAGUAUCUGUCUUAGACCUCGUCCUGGGAGGCUACAAUUAUUUGGGUGGAGCUGUUCAGAUUACUCUGUCUUACCCAUAGGCGCAAACUAUCUUUGCCGCAAAACCUGCUGGAAAUUAUAAUGUAAAAAGUAAUCAUGUAAUAAGUUUUGCUUUUGUUUUGAUUUAAAGUAUUGGUGGCAUGUACCACAUGAUCAGAGUCAAUAAAAAAAUCGAUACAGUAAUUCAAUCAGCGAAUUAUUAUUCUCAAACACAUUUAGCAGAUUAUAAUGGACCCAUUCAGUGAAUACAGUAACCACUUUCCAUAAAACAAACAAUGAUUCGCACACUAGAAACCACAUUUUAAUUUGUUUUUAAAACAUUAUUUUAAAACAUUAUUGUGUUUACAAACGUGUUCUUUUGGCAGAAUAUUAUAUAUUUUAAAUAUCUUGGUCAAACAUUAAAUUAGGUGGAUAGGUGACUUUUGAAAUGUAUUAUGUUACUAGUUACCUGCGUUUAAUCAGUAAUUUAACUCUUGGAUUACCCAAAGUCAGUAAUGUAAUCUGACAAUUGAUUACUUUCCACAAUAAAGAGAUUACAUGAAAACAAAGAUGAGACAUUCAAUGUAUUUGAUGUGUCAUCUGAUUUGUAGUCACACUUGCUAAUGUGGAACCAACUUAAACAAUUUGAAUGUUGAAUUGAAUGUCAUUGAGGGAACAGAUUGAUUUUCUCCACAAAAAUAGGUCAUGAAUUAAAAAGUAACCCAAAAAGUAAUUUUUUAAAAGUAUCCGUUAUCUUUUUCUUGGUAUUUUUUUAAUAGGAUUAAAUGUUACUGAUUACGUGUAAUGACAUACUCCACACCCCUAUUAGUGGGUUUGGGUGAAUAGCACCCAACUUAGUUUUUUUGUAUUACUAUCUUUUCAGUAGACAUCGACACAUAACCUUAUUUUAUGUAAAAAGGAGCGAAGUGAGUCAGCUUCAUCUCAUUAGUUCUAUUUACCUCAGUGAUUAACACAACGUUUCAUACUGUUCCUGUUGGAUGACAUAAGGGUUUGGUUUAAACUAUCUCCAUAAGUAAAUAUCAUUGAUGCCAACUGUAGUCAGUGAGUCCCACCAUCUCACCUCUUACUGUUGGUUCUGUGGUACACCAGUGUAACCUCAGACAGGCUUUGAUUAGAUUAUCUCCACAAAACCUCCCCAUAAAAUCUGUUUGAAAUGUGUUGCCAAGUAAACAGUUCCAAGUAACACCCAGGAAGUGUAUGAUGAUGGAAAGCUAUUGUGAGAUUUCUCAACCAAUGCGAACACACUGUGUUGCUCAUACAAUUAAAAAAACCUGUUUGUCCAGAGGUUUUUGCUUCUAGUAGUUCGGUUUUUAAAUGUUUAUUCAGUUUGACUGCCAUUAUCGAGUUUUAUUGAGGUGUCACUGUUUUCUCUGUUAACCAAUUUUUUUGUCAUUAAUUGCAUUGUCACGUGUGAAAAAUAAAGACGCUUUGUCAACA